Molecule: messenger RNA, 2571 nt
Organism: Leishmania major strain Friedlin
Lineage: Eukaryota; Euglenozoa; Kinetoplastea; Trypanosomatida; Trypanosomatidae
Exons: 1
Coding region: 1-2571 (856 amino acids)
Cellular component (GO): Golgi apparatus
Molecular function (GO): transferase activity, transferring phosphorus-containing groups
Source: RefSeq, a predicted model, not a curated record
AUGAGAAGUGGCACAUUGGCAGAGGAUUUGGAAGCGCGUGGCGAUGCGAUCAAUAAGCAAGGGCACCCCAACUCCACGAGAGUCACUGAGGAGCCGUUUUCCGCGGCGACCGUUGCUGUUGUUGCCACCUCCACGGAAGUGCCGCUCCUUUCUCUCACUGCCACCGAGUCACCCGCUCGCUCUUCGGUUUCCCCAACGACGACGACUACAAUUUCUGCUCCGCUUGCCCCACCUCCCACAACGGAGUACAAGAACAUCCUGGACUCACAGGAUCGGCGAACGGCGCGGCCAGCGCCCGUUUUCGAAGACACCGCGAGGCAGUACGAGGAGGGCGAGCACGUCCCAGAGGAGCCGCACCUCCUGCCUGGGCUGCAGAUCCGGCGGCGCACCUUCACCCCGGCGGAGCUGCUGGAGCGCUUCGGCGACACGGACAUCAUCUACAGCUUCGUGAACGGCAGCGAGGCGAACCACUACUACCGCAAAGCCAUGUCGAUGUGGUGCUUGCCACAACUACGGGACCUGGAGAACGCGACGUACUCGGAGGGCGGUCGCCUCCCUCCUGCGUUGCAGAGCAUAGUGGCGAGCAACACGCCGGCGUGUCUGCCUCCCUACCUGCAAAAUGCGUACGACAACCUUCACUCGACGCGCGACUUCGUCGCCACGGUGGCGAGUAACGCACGGCCUGGGACUGACGAUCGCGAGACGGACGAGCUGCGGCACAGCCUGCGGAGCGUGGAGCAGCACGUGCGGUGGCACCGCGGCCGCGUGGUGAUGGUGUCGCCCGGGCACCACCCGACGUGGGUGGACGGCGCGAAGAACUUCCUUGCUGGGGUGUGCGGCGGUGCGCGCGUGCAGGCGCUGCGGUCGAGCGGGACGCACCUGCGCGUGACGACUGUGCACCAGGACGCCGUGAUGCCGUACGGGAUGCGACUGACGGUGGACUCGCACGUGAUCGAGCAGCACCUGUGGCGCGUGCGCAACGUGACAUCCGUGCACGUGUACAUGAACGACGACUACUUUGUGAACCGCGACGUCGCGAUCACGGACCUGCUCAACGAGUACGGCGGCACGAUUGUGCGGACGGAGAGGGGCAUCCUGCAGAAGGGUGUUCUGGGGUCACCUUCCGGCGGCACCUGGUCAGAAGGUGUGCGCAACACACACUUGUUCAACAUCAUGGAGCUGGAUCUGCAGCACGAGGACUACCUGCCGGAGACCCUCGAGCGGCAGUGGUCUGCUGAGCGGGUGCAGCGCGGGGCCUCUGGCGUGGGCGACCCGGUGCCGCCGAUAGCGCUGAAUGACAUGGUGGAUGCUGCGUACGCGCACGUUCCUGCGUCCCGGCCACCGACUGCGCUACCGCGUCGCCAUCGCCGAUACGCCACCCACGCGCCGUUCGUGUGCUGCACGAACAUGCACCGGUUCCUGCAGACGCGGUACGCGGCAGAGCUUGCCUACAACUCUCUGCAUCACCGAAGGCGAAGUGUUCGGGACCUCUACGUCCCGUUCGUGUACAACGCCUUCAUCAUGGCGCGGCCGUGGCAGGCGUCGCCGAAGUUCCUGCCGUACCUGCUGGAGCUGCACCGGAGCCGACGACUGGGGCGGACGGACGCGAUGUCGCCGACGCAGAUCGUGCUGGACAACGAGGACGGCUGCGGCCCCGCAUCGCUUCGCGGCGGCUUUAUCGCUUCGGAGUGCGUGUUUGCCAAGUUCCUGAACAACUUGACGCUGAACGAGGCGGUGGUGGAGCGCGUGCGGCAGGUGAACCCGCUGUACUUCAACAUCAACGCCGGGUUCAGCAGCGCGGAGGCUGCGGACCAGCUGCGCCGCUUCCUGCACGGCAAGUUUCCGACACCGGUGUACCUGGAGGUGGGCGGCAGGACGAGUUCUGCCGGGGCCGCCGCAGCUGCUGAGGAGGGAGCGCUGUCGAGGCUGUUUGGCGACCUGAUGGCGCUGCCGGUGGUGGGCGUUGUGUCGUACGAGGAGGGCGUGUGCCCGCUUGUGCGGAGCCUUGCGCUUGCGUUCGCGGGGCACCACCGUGGCGGCGUGCGUGUGAGCGUGGAGCAGCACGGCGGCGCGACGCUGCGUGAGGCGCGCGCUGCGCUUGGGCACCGCGUUGUGAGCGCGAUGCCUGCGCCUGCGUGCGCGUACAAGGAGCAGGUGAGCGUGGACCCCGCGGCACGGGGUGAGAGCGUUGCCGAGAUUGCCCGCCGCGCCAUGGGCGAAAUGCGGGGCGGCGUGGAGCUGCCGUGGACGUGCGGCGGGGGCGGCGCUGGGCUGCGCGUGCGCGGGUUCGUGGUGGACGCGCGGACGCGUGGGGCGCCUGUGCGGAGCGCUGCUGCGCUGCGGGACGCGCUUGCGGUGCCUGCGCAGACGCUGUCGCUGGAGGACUUCCGCGCCGUUGCUGUUGGGCCGUCGGAGGGCGACGUGGUGCUGGUUGUGUCGCGCGAGGACGCGGAGGCGCAGGCGGUGCACUGGGUGAAUGGGGCGUCGGAGAGUGACCUGCUCCUGACGUACCCGCUGCCGGUGGAGGCGUACGAGGACAUGGACGCGGAGGUGCGGUGGUCGGUGCCGUAG